This is a messenger RNA of Bipolaris maydis ATCC 48331, 1257 nucleotides long. RefSeq names its product acyl-CoA dehydrogenase/oxidase. NCBI's taxonomy places the organism in Eukaryota, Fungi, Ascomycota, Dothideomycetes, Pleosporales, Pleosporaceae. Gene Ontology annotation, molecular function: flavin adenine dinucleotide binding; acyl-CoA dehydrogenase activity. The record is from RefSeq and is a predicted model, not a curated record.
AUGCAGCCAUUAAGAAGACAUGCCUUCUCUACAACUAGAGUACAGCGCAUGAUGAGCAUAGUCGGUUUCAGCGAGAAUCAACUCAUGGUUCGUGAGGCUGUGAGCCAGGUUUGCGCGGAGUUCCCAAAUACCUAUUGGCAACAACACGACCAAGAGGAAAAAGACCCCAAGGAGUUUCAUGCUACUCUCGCAAAAGCUGGAUGGCUAGGCAUUGCGCUGCCGGAGAGCCUAGGCGGCUCUGGACUCGGUAUCUCGGAGGCAACUAUCAUGAUGCAAACGAUCACGGAGUCCGGAGCAGGCAUGGCUGGUGCACAAUCUGUCCAUGCAAAUGUAUACGCUACUCAACCGCUGGCCAAAUUUGGUUCACAGGAACAACUUGAGACAAUAGUUCCUAAGAUCGUCUCUGGAGACACACGCGUUUGUUUCGGCGUGACAGAGCCAAACGCCGGGCUCGACACUCUUCGGCUUGCAACUAGCGCCAAAAAGAACUCAGAUGGAUCCUACAGCGUUACUGGACAGAAAAUCUGGAUUACCUGUGCUCAAGUUGCAUCGAAGAUGAUCCUCCUUGCACGCACAACUCCGUUGGAGGAGGCUCGGAAACCGAGCGAAGGUCUUUCAUUAUUCUGCAUUGACAUUGGUGACCGCAACAAACCUGGUCUUGAUCUCCGCAAGAUUAAGAAGAUGGGCGGUCGCGCCGUUGAUGCCAACGAGGUCUUUUUUGACAAUUACCACAUCUCUGCAGACUCGCUCAUUGGCGAAGAGGGCAAGGGCUUUAAAAUGAUAUUGCACGGAAUGAAUGCUGAGCGCUGUCUGCUAGCUGGAGAAGCUUUAGGACUUGGCUAUGCUGCUCUGAAGAAGGCCAGCGACUACGCGAAAGAGCGUGUUGUCUUCCAACGGCCAAUCGGUCAGAACCAAGCUAUUGCCCAUCCCUUGGCAGAUGCAUUCAUGAGACUCGAGGCUGCGAAACUAGCAACAUAUCAUGCUGCGAAACUCUAUGACCAGAGCAAAACAGAUUCUUCGGUGCGACAGGACGAGAUCGGAGUUGUGGCCAACAGCGCGAAGUACUUGGCGGCGGAGGCUGCUUUUACAGCCUGCGAGAGAGCAGUCCUGACGCAUGGAGGCAUGGGUUACGCCAUGGAAUACGAUGUGGAAAGGUGGUUCAGAGAGUGUUUAGUACCCAGGAUUGCACCCAUUAGUAGAGAGAUGAUCUUGAACUACAUUAGUGAGAGGGUAUUGAAGUUACCUCGGAGCUAUUGA